AUGUCAGGCUGUCUCGCUGAGAGGAGGCAGACGGAAAGGCAUCACAUAGGCUACUCACCCGUUCCCCGUUCCAAAACUGAAGAAAGAAGGCUCCUCGACGAGAUUGGGGACCUGUCCGGAAGACUCGAUGAAGCAGAGGCUGUUGCCGUUGAGAAGGAGGAGGCCAUUGAAAGUAUGACAACGCAAAACGCUAAAGCAACUUGUACUGAUAACAAAGAAGUUGUAUAG
Molecule: messenger RNA, 228 nt
Organism: Cooperia oncophora
Lineage: Eukaryota; Metazoa; Nematoda; Chromadorea; Rhabditida; Trichostrongylidae
Source: the annotation of a GenBank genome assembly